CCACGAUUCCCAACUCGACAACACGUCAAUAAGUGGAGAAUAACGUCAUUGUGGAUUAUAAAGAAAGCAGUUGCAAAGAAAUAAAAUGAUACGCAGCACAGAGGAGUAAAUUCUGGUGGUGGAGGAAGAAGACCCGAAGCCCACAAGUUCAAGACUUCGGGACUUUCAAUCAAAUUAAGAAACAAAAAAGGAAUAAAAAUCCAAAAUUGACCAUUUAAAUUGAGAAGAAUUUGUAUUUUCGUUUUCGAGUAACGCGAUUGGUGUAAUCCUUUUCGAGAAAAAAUUGAUUUAAUCCUUUCGAUUUAACCAGUCUCGUUGCCUCCUCCACCGGCGCCGUCGUUGUUUGAAUCAAUCACAAUCUGACUUUCCAACCGAAAAGCGAUUUUUCAAGAAAUAUUAGGGAAGGCAAUCAAUCGUCUUCCCCCAUCGUUCAAUUGUUCUUUAAUUUGUCUCUGCAAUCCAAUCCAAUCCAAUCCAAUCCAAUCCAAUGGCUUCUUUAGGAAUUCGAUGUGGAGGAAAUUGCGGUGUAUUGAAUCUUAACAACGGAUGCGAUCACAAAGCAUUCCCUCCUCCUCGUUCUCUAGUCCUUUCCACCGCAAGAUUAAGGAAAUCGAGGAGUUACAUUACCGCGAUGAAGAGUUUAGAGCCGGUGAAUCGAAGAAAAAAUGGAAACGAUGAAGUAAUUUCUCGCGAGAAGUUAGAUGAAUGGAUGAAGGAAUCAGUGGUUGACAUUGUGAAGAAUCUUCGAGAGGCACCUCUGUUUGUCCGAUUUUACAAAGAGAAUGGGAAAACGGCGAGAUUCGAAACGGAGAAGGGGGUGGAGGAAUAUAGAUGGCCGGUCUUGGAAAAACAAUGGAAAAACGGAGCAGAACCGACGCCGGAAGGGAUCAUAUUCGUACAAAAGCUUGAAGAAGAAGAAGAAGAAGAAGAAGAAGAAGAAGAGGGGGAAGAAGAAGUUGAAAUGGAAGGGGAAUCGAAGGCGUGGGGGAUUGUAGUACAAGGGAGAGGAGUUGAAAGAGGAGCACCGGUGUGUUACUUGUUGAAGACGAGUAGAGCGGCGGGGUUAGGGCUAUGGUGUACGCAUUUCUGCUUGGUUAGGGUUAAGAAUUUCAGAGAGACGACGAAAUCGCAGCUUCAGAAUUGUUGGUUGAUGCAGAAUCAAUAAAGAAGAAGAACAGUGGCGGUUCAAUUGUUAAAUAUUGGUAAGAAUACACUCGUAGUUUCAAAUUCAAUACUCAAUUUGAAGUAAUUGUGCAUAGUUCUUUUUUUGGGAGUUUGUGUUCUUUUGAUCGAAAGGGAACUUGGAAGUACUUUUGGUGAGGAUGAUGGAGGAGAGGGAUAAUUAGUUAUUUUAUUUUUAAUUUUUUUAUCGUUAAUUAUUUAGUUAUAUAUAAUAUCUAAUUAGUUAAUUCCAAACUAUACCUAUGCUUAUUCUCACUUGUUGUUUCCAGAUUUGGAUUACUUGGAGUGGUUGGACACUCUUUGGAUAUUAAAGAAAUAAAAGUGAAAAAUAAAUCUUUUUGAAAA
Messenger RNA from Cucumis melo (muskmelon), 1527 nucleotides. RefSeq lists its product as uncharacterized. The coding region runs from base 488 to 1165 and encodes 225 amino acids. The transcript has a single exon. NCBI's taxonomy places the organism in Eukaryota, Viridiplantae, Streptophyta, Magnoliopsida, Cucurbitales, Cucurbitaceae. The record is from RefSeq and is a predicted model, not a curated record.